Messenger RNA from Nycticebus coucang (slow loris), 6395 nucleotides. RefSeq names its product Rho GTPase activating protein 20 (gene ARHGAP20). Gene Ontology annotation, molecular function: GTPase activator activity. The transcript has 15 exons. Bases 192 to 3722 code for a protein of 1176 amino acids. Lineage: Eukaryota; Metazoa; Chordata; Mammalia; Primates; Lorisidae. The record is from RefSeq and is a predicted model, not a curated record. Gene Ontology annotation, biological process: signal transduction; regulation of Rho protein signal transduction.
GCCCGCGGUGCGGAGCCCUGGCGGAGGUACAUGGCCCCGACGGGAGGCGGCUGCCUGCGCCCGGAGCUCGGCUCCCUGCCUGAACACGGCGGCUGCGCCUAGGCCCGCGCGCACUCGCCCCUCCGACCGCGGCGCGCGGACAUGACCGCGUAGCCUUCUCCUCGGCUGGGAUCUGCCUGAAGAUUUUCUUCAUGGAAGCGAUGUCUCCUCAGCAGGAGACUCUAGGGGCGCAGCCGGGGCGCUCCUGUUCCCUGACAGGAGUGUCUCGGAUUGCGGGAGACACCGGCACCAAGAAGAAAAUGAAAGCAUUAGUAGAAAGGAGGAGGAGCGCUCCAUCUCUUCUCCUGGAUAAAGCCCUGCAAAAGCAGCCUGGUACUAGCAGGGAAAGUCCUUCUGCUAGCAUCGACACGUGUGCGUUGCUGUCCUCAUUUGUGUGCUCCAGUAGGACUCUGCUUAUUGAUGGUCGCGUAGAACUCAGAAGAGGCUUGCAGAGGCAGGAGCGGCAUCUUUUUCUAUUCAAUGAUCUGUUUGUUGUGGCCAAAAUCAAGUAUAACAAUAAUUUAAAAAUGAAAAAUAAAAUUAAAUUAACUGAUAUGUGGACAGCAAGCUGUGUGGAUGAAGUGGGAGAAGGUAACACCAAUGCUAUGAAAUCCUUUGUCUUGGGCUGGCCCACUCUGAACUUUGUGGCCACUUUCAGUUCUCCAGAGCAAAAAGACAAAUGGCUCUCUCUCCUUCAGAGAUACAUCAAUCUAGAGAAAGAGAAGGACUACCCGAAGAGCAUUCCCCUCAAAAUCUUCGCCAAGGACAUUGGGAAUUGUGUCUAUUCUAAAACUAUAACAGUAAAGAAUUCAGAUACAGCGAAUGAAGUUAUCAACAUGUUAUUUUCAAUGCUAGGGAUAACUGGCACUGAGAGAGAUUACCAGUUAUGGGUCAUUUCUGGCAAAGAAGCAGCACCAUACCCACUCAUUGGGCAUGAAUAUCCCUAUGGAAUUAAAAUGAGCCACCUUCGAGACACUGCUCUUUUGACAUCGGGAUCAAAAGAAUCUACCACCCCUUUCAACUUCCAAGAGCCCUUCCUUAUGGAGGAGCUGCCCCGGGAGAUGCAGUGCCAGUUCGUCCUGAAGCCCAGCCGCCUGGCUGCAGCCCAGCACCUGAGCGAUUCAGGUUAUAAGACAUUUAAAAGGAGAAGAUCUAUCAUAAACUGGUCCUUUUGGCGAGGUUCUACCACUCACCUGGACAACUUCCCUGCGUCACCACCAACAUCUCCUGCGGCAGGACAGCUCUUUGGAGUUUCUCUGCCAAAUAUUUGUGAGAAUGAUAAUCUGCCCAGACCUAUCUUGGAUGUGCUUUUGUUUCUCAAUGAAAAAGGACCACUCACAAAAGGCAUUUUUAGGCAACCAGCCAAUAUGAAAUCCUGCAGAGAACUAAAAGAGAAACUGAAUUCUGGAGUCGAAGUACAACUAGACUGUGAAACUGCUUUUGUGUUAGCAUGUGUCUUAAAGGAUUUUCUACGAAAUAUUCCAGGAAGUAUUUUUUCAUCAGAUCUGUAUGAUCACUGGGUCUGUGUAAUGGAUCAAGGAAAUGAUGAAGAGAAAAUAAAUACAAUUCAAAGGCUAUUAGACCAGCUUCCAAGAGCCAAUGUUGUUCUCCUGAGGUAUCUUUUUGGGGUAUUACACAACAUUGAGCAACAUUCCUCAUCCAAUCAGAUGAAUGCAUUUAAUUUAGCCGUGUGUAUUGCUCCAAGCGUUCUUUGGCCUCCUACUUCUUGUAGCCCAGAACUAGAAAAUGAAUUUACAAAAAAGAUUACCCUGCUUUUACAAUUUCUGAUUGAAAAUUGCUGUAGAAUAUUUGGAGAAGAUAUCACUUCCCUUUUUAGAGAGGUUUCAGGGAGAUGUGACACUAGAGGAAAUGCCUCAGAUAUUUCUCGCUUCCAACUGAGUGACUCCUCUUAUGACAGCUUAGAAAAUGAACUAAAUGAGGAUGUUGAUGGCCCAUGCAGUGACAUAGUAAAGAAACUUGGCCAGGGGAGCAGAAGCAUGGACUCUAUUUUAACAUUCAGCGACUACGACCUUGAUCAACCUGAAGUGGAAGACCUAUUAACCCUGAAUGACUUUGACUCAGACCAUUCUAAAGAAGAUGAUGCUCAAAUAGAACAACCUCUUGAAUCCAAGCCAGCGUUUGCUAGAGUGUGCAGAAAUAUCCCCCUGCAGGAUCCUGCCAAGGCCCUGUCUGUCACACGCAGCCACCUGUCCACAGCCGCCCCAGAAGCUGCAAAAAGUGUGAGGCGAAACCGGCACUGCUCAGAGCCCAGCAUCUACCACCUGGAUUCAAAGCUUUCCUAUCUCAGGGAGUUUUAUCAGAAAAAGCUACGCAAGUCCAGCUGCGAUGCAGUUCUCUGUCAAAAAGAUGGGGACUAUCUAAAGCAGAAACAGCCCCUCCAGGAAGGAGGCAAGAUAUGUUAUAAACAGAGUUUACUCACAAGCACUAAUACCAGCAAGAAAAAUUCCACUAAUCAAAACAUUAAGAAGAAAAGCUUGUCUGGUAAUGAAGGAAAUUGCAAGAAACUUUUGUGUAAGUCCAAGCCAUUGGCCAUUUCUGUGUCCUCCCAGGAUCAUUACAAGAAUCAGCUAUUUGAUGUGGAUACAUCUGGAUACUCCCCACCACACACAGCAGAUGCCCUCAAGAGUUCAAGAAAACAACGGCGCUGCUCAGAGCCCAGCAUAGAUGACCAGAAAGGUAAACUGCCCCUUCUCUGGGGGAUUUGUUCUAACAAGCAGCAUAAAAGCAGCUGGGAAUCUGUUCUCUUGCAUGAAGAAGAGGAUUACCUCAAACGGCAUAAGUCUUUGCAAAUAGAGGGACAAAAGCUUAUUAAUCAGAGUUUGAUCCUGGGGAUUGAGGUGGGCAAGAGUAGUGCCACAAACCAAAACACUGAGAAAGUUUUACCCCCAAGAUUAACCCUUUGCCCAAGGACUAGCUAUUCCAGCUUAUCGUCUCCAGGCACUUCCCCCUCAGGCACACCAGUGAGCUCCCAGGACAGUGCUUUCUCUCAGAUUUCGGAACACUCCGUGUUUACACCCACUUCCUCUCCAACAGAUUGCACUUAUCAGGCUCAAAGACAACAGGAAAAGUUUUCUCCCAGCUCUAGCAGUUCCAUUGUUGUUUCUGAAUUGCCUGGUCCCUCAACAGGACAGGCCAGCAGCUGCCUGUCUUACACAGAAAAGGACACCAAAGAGCGGCAUUCACAAACACAUUCUGUAACUCUCCAUCCCACCACGUGGUUGAGAAAUGGUGUGGCCAGUUUGAAAAACUGGUCUCUCAAAAAGAAAGCAAAGGCAGCAAGACCAGAGGAAAAGAAAAUAGGUUCCCUACAAGGACACUUGGAGCCACCUCCUAAUGAUUCUGGUGUUGCAGAAGACAACUCACUGCAAGAGAAACAGAACGACAUUCCCUUAAGGGCAGCUGAGGGACUAUGGUGUAGUUCUGCUCCCUUCCAGGACUCAGAUGGGCACUGUAGCUCUCGAUUCAGCCUGGUAGAAAGCAGACUGAAGCUAUAUAUGAAGUCACAUGAGGAAGUAGACUGUGGUGGCCAUGGCUCUUCUGAUUCUCCGCCUUGUGAAGGAACCUCAGCCAGCUCUUGGGCUGUGGAGGCUGUGACCAGUCCAGGUUCAGGGCCUGAAGUGGUCUGUGAUGUUGGGGACAAACAUUCAACCAAAGACAUUUAACCAUAAUAAGAAACUGAUCUCCAUCGGAACCAGAAAUGAGAUAAUAAUAACAUAAAGCCAAUAUUAGUAUGAUCCUUUUGUAUGAGAUACCUGGGAGAAGGAGCAUAAGGAUAAUCACAGCUAAUAAGAUAUCAAAGUAAUUCUCUUUAUUGAGAUUAUUUUGCAAAAACUUUAUGGUAAAAAAUUUUGUCACUUAAGUGUUUGGAGGAUUUUCCUUAUUGAAGCACAGGAUUAGUCCUAUCAUGUGGCUUCAGAGAUACUAGCAGAGGGCUAGAGAAAGCAUCUUCUGCAGAGGAAGAAUGCCUUAUGUGAACAGUCUGUGACAUUAGUGUCCUGAGAAGAGCAGGGCAUCACAAAUGAGGAAUAAGGGACUUGGGGCCGGGGGUUGUACAGAGAAACCACCCACAUUUUAUGGAAUGUUUUUUAAUAACUAGACAAGAAAAAGGCUAAUGAUCAAAGCUUUAAGAAAAAAAGCAUGUCCAAUAAUGAAGAAAAUUCCAUAAAACUUUUCCCCAAAUCUAAGCCAUGUUCCUUUCUGUAGCAUUUUAUAGUCUCAUGUCCUCACAGACUCUUUCCAGGAACCAGCCCAUUCAUGCUCCAGAGUGGAGAAAAUAGUAAUUCAAGACCCCUGGGUAGAUGAUGUCAGUUUUUUGUUGGCUUUAUUUGUCAAUUUGUUUUCUCAUUAUGAUGAAGUGCUUGCAAAGUCUUCAGGACAAAGAGCUGUGAGGGAAAAGGAAAUGGUUGCUCAUGCUGUCCUAGUCGUCUCAGGAUUAGGUGCAGUUUUCUUGCUACUUAUUAGGAAACAUUCCAUAAAAUGUAGGUGGUUCUCUGUACAACCACCCCCCUCUCCCCAGCCCCUUGUUCCUCAUUUGUGAUGCCUUGUUCUUCUCAGGACACUAAUUUCACAGACUGUUCGCAUAAGCAUGCUUCCUCUGCAGAAGAUGCUUUCUCUAGCCCUCCGCUAGUAUCUCAGAAGCCAUAUGACAGGCCCAGUCCUGUGCUUUAAUAAGGAAAAGCCUUCCAAACAUGUAGGUGACAUAAUUUUUAGCAUUAUGUUUUUGCCAGAUAGUCUGCCCUUUCAAAGGUGUCUGUUCUAGGACAUUAUUUGAAAUGCAACUUUUCCUAUUUAGAAACAAGGUGACCUCCUGAGGGCAUUCACUCUCUUAGUGUCUAGGAAAAGACCACAACAAAACUGUCCUUUUUCAAUUACUCUAAUGCUGUUACCAGCAUGUGAUCAAAGCAUGGCACCUCUGCUCUGAAAUGUUUUCCUGUAGCCCUGCCUCUUAGAUUACAGUCAGCCAGAAAAAAUUACUGAUAAAUCAUUCUUUUUCUGAUGUUCAUAGUUUGGCAAUUGAGAGAGUGAUUUAGAGUUUGACAGGUUAUAAGGAGCCACAGAAUACAAUAUCUAAUCAAGUGGCUGCCAGGCUUCCUCAGAUAGUCAUUGCCUUUGAGUUUUAUUACUUCUAGGAUUUUUUUUAUAUUUAUGUCCCAUUAGUUUAUUUCAUAUUCAUGGACUGUUCUCCUGUGUCUUGACUUAAAGGCUACAACAAUACAUCUGCCCAGCUAGGAAUAUAUUAUGAGGCCCUGACAACAAAGAUGAAGGAAUGGCACUAAAAAUGGGUGUGUAUGUUCCUUCCCGUUAACUACUUACAUAGAAGAAGUUGCUUGGAGACCAUUUGAUUUCUUUAGUCCAUCAUCAAAUGGAUCUUUCUCCCACAAAAUAGAUUAUUCCAGAUUUUCUUAUCAAUCACCAAGAAACUUUGUUAUCAAAUGUUCUUUCCCCAUUAUCCUAAAGUUAUGGGGGGGAAAUGUUUUCUUUAAGAUAGAUGAAGUUGUUUCAGUAUUAGCUAUAUAGGUGCUACCUACCUCUCGGGGACUCAGCCCUGUUUCCCUAAUCAUUACCAUUAACUUUUAGAAUUCUGUGUCCAAAUCACUCCUUCAUGACACUGGCCAUCUCAGUUACAGAUAUGAACUUAUUUCACUUUAUAACUAACCACUCCUAUAUAUCCAGACUCCUUAAGUAUCCAUUUACGUCUUUUGUGUAAUACUGUAUAAAGCAAGCAGGGACACCCCUUAACCUUAGGGCAUACUACUUUCAGAACUGCAAGAUGUGUAUCCUUCCUAGGGAACAAGGAAAAAAAGACAAAAAAGAAGAAUUGCAAGAUGUGAAUGAUUCUCUUAGAUCCUGGAAUGUCUUUCUGGAAGAAAUUGCUUUUCUAUUUACCAAAAUAAUAGUUCUAGCAUCUUUAAUAUUGGCAGGUAGAAAAUCAUGCAACCAAUUUGAAGCAUAGAAGAAAACAGUUGGCUGAGGUUUUUUAAUAACCAUUCCUAUUCUCUAUGUUCCCUUAGAUACUCCUAAAAUAUUUAAUGUGAAGUUUGUUAAUAUUAUUGUAAAGUAUUAUAUAUUGUAUGAUUUGAAGACAGAUUUCAUGUCAUUUUAAUAUACUCCAUCAAUCUAUAAUAUAUUAGACUGAUACUUUAUCUAAAAUGCUUUGAGUUUGUAUAAUAUAUCUUGACAAAUUUUACUACCAUAUGUUAUGUAAUAAAUGUGUAUUUUUGUAUUUGCAGAAACUGCUGCUACCUUUUAAAGUUGUUUGGUUUUCAGGCACUGAAAAUGAAUAUGCAUAAAGUCCAUGCUGUUUUGUUAAAUGCCAUUCUGCAGAGGUAAUAAUC